Zonotrichia leucophrys gambelii is the source of this 2298-nucleotide messenger RNA. RefSeq names its product N-myristoyltransferase 2 (gene NMT2). The transcript is spliced from 12 exons. The record is from RefSeq and is a predicted model, not a curated record. Gene Ontology annotation, biological process: N-terminal peptidyl-glycine N-myristoylation. Gene Ontology annotation, cellular component: cytoplasm. Gene Ontology annotation, molecular function: glycylpeptide N-tetradecanoyltransferase activity. The coding region runs from base 163 to 1659 and encodes 498 amino acids. NCBI's taxonomy places the organism in Eukaryota, Metazoa, Chordata, Aves, Passeriformes, Passerellidae.
GCGGGAGCGGCCGGGCAGCCCCGGCGGCCGCCGCCUCCUCGUUCCCCGGCUUUGGCGCGGGGAAGGACCGCAGCUAGAGGGAGCUGCUCCGGACCGCGUCUGCCCGUGCGCCCCGGUUCUUUCACAGGCUCCCCCGCCCCUUCCCUCCCUCCUUCCCCCGUGAUGGCGGAGGACAGCGAGUCCGCGGCCAGCCAGCAGAGCCUGGAGCUGGAUGACCAGGACACCUGCGGCAUAGACGGCGACAAUGAGGAGGAGACCGAGCACGCCAAGGGAAGUCCUGGAGGGGAUUUGGGAGCGAAGAAGAAGAAAAAGAAGCAGAAGAGAAAAAAGGAGAAACCAAAUUCUGGAGGCACCAAAUCAGAUUCUGCAUCUGACUCCCAGGAAAUUAAAAUUCAACAACCUUCAAAAAAUCCAGCCAUUCCAAUGCAGAAGCUUCAAGACAUCCAGAGAGCAAUGGAGCUGCUCUCUGCAUGCCAAGGCCCAGCAAAGAAUAUUGAUGAGGCUGCCAAACGUAAAUACCAGUUUUGGGAUACACAACCUGUUCCUAAACUUAAUGAAGUCAUAACUUCACAUGGUGCAAUUGAACCAGAUAAGGACAAUGUCCGCCUAGAGCCAUAUUCUUUGCCACAAGGUUUUAUGUGGGACACAUUGGAUCUUAGCAAUGCUGAAGUUCUGAAGGAGUUAUACACACUAUUAAAUGAGAAUUACGUAGAAGAUGAUGAUAAUAUGUUUAGGUUUGAUUAUUCACCUGAAUUUCUUCUGUGGGCAUUGCGUCCUCCGGGCUGGUUACCGCAGUGGCACUGCGGGGUUAGAGUGUCUUCAAACAAAAAGCUGGUAGGAUUCAUAAGUGCCAUCCCUGCAAAUAUUCGUAUUUAUGACAGUGUGAAGAAAAUGGUAGAAAUCAAUUUUCUGUGUGUCCAUAAGAAACUGAGGUCUAAACGGGUGGCACCUGUAUUGAUUCGGGAAAUAACCAGAAGAGUAAACUUGGAAGGAAUUUUUCAGGCUGUUUACACUGCUGGGGUUGUACUUCCCAAACCUGUGGCUACUUGCAGGUAUUGGCAUCGAUCACUAAAUCCCAGAAAAUUAGUGGAAGUGAAAUUUUCUCAUUUGAGUAGAAACAUGACUCUACAAAGAACAAUGAAGCUCUACAGACUUCCUGAUGCCACAAAGACUUCAGGUUUGAGACCAAUGGAACAAAAAGAUACUAAAGCAGUACAAGAAUUAAUCAAUACUUACUUGAAACAGUUUAAUCUCGCUCCUGUGAUGGAUGAAGAAGAGGUGGCCCACUGGUUCCUGCCUCGGGAUCAUAUUAUUGACACUUAUGUGGUAGAGGGUUCAAAUGGUAUUUUAACAGACUUCCUCAGUUUCUACACAUUACCUUCAACAGUGAUGCAUCAUCCUGUUCAUAAAAGCCUCAAAGCUGCCUAUUCUUUUUACAAUAUUCAUACAGAGACUCCCCUGUUGGACUUAAUGAAUGAUGCACUCAUUAUAGCUAAAUUGAAAGGAUUUGAUGUGUUCAAUGCACUAGACUUAAUGGAAAACAAAACAUUCCUGGAAAAGCUCAAGUUUGGAAUUGGAGAUGGAAAUUUGCAGUAUUACUUGUACAACUGGAGAUGUCCAGGCAUGGAAUCUGAAAAGGUUGGUCUUGUAUUACAAUGAGAACGCUUAUGUUUCUAGAACUCUUGAGGUCAUCCUUUGAGUUAAUUUGAUCUCCAUAACUCUUGAAAUGGUCUUGUUCAAGAGGAGUAAAAGCACAACGUCAGUGAUACUGAAAUAGUCCAUUAAAUCUGAUCAAUGAAGACAUCCACAUGUGACCAAAUUUAUGCAUUUUCAGAUAGAUGAGACGGUUCAUGAAACUCUUCUAUUGUCCAUGAAAAGAAUAAAAAGCACAUUCAUUUAAGUUUCAAAGCUUAGCUUGCACCUGGAUGAGAAGAAGGUAUUUUUUUCCACUCUGUAGAAAAGACUGUUUUGUAUAAACUGAACUUCAGUGGUGGAUUAGGGUACAAAAAUAUUUGCUAUUAUGUGGAUGAACUGCUGCAUUUCUAUUUAUUAAGUGGUGAUGUAUGUAUGUCAGUGUAACAGAAUGAAGGAUACAAACUGGAGUAUCUUUGCUUAUUUACUUAACAUGGAUAUCAUCAUUUGGGGGAAAAUCAUGAAGUAUGAUACCUUUGUAGCUCUAUGAAAGUCCUGGAUGUUUUUGUAACUGGAGCAGUAUGACAGUGUACUGGUUUAUCUAGUGCAUUUGUUUAUCCAUAAGCAACGCUGCCAAAUCAAUAAAAAAAUACAGAUUUGUACUUU